AUGCUUAGCACACUUGCUUUGAAGUAUUGCCAUCAGAUUCUGUACGAUCCGAAAUUCUUGAUAAGAAAAGAAUUCAAGUUUAAAAAACUACCAAUUAUUGUUAGAAUGUUGAUAAUAAAACUAAUGGACCCAGCUGAACGAUUCGCAUUGAGUCUUACUUCGAAACGGAUGAAAAUGGAAGUGAGGCUGAUCAAAAAACGAUAUUAUUACCCUGAAAUAGUUUUCCAUGAAAGCGAUUCGUUUAUAACACUGCGUGAAGACCCAUCUUUUAAAGUAUGGUGUAACAGCUUCGGGUAUAAGAGCAAAGGAGAAAGAGGAAAUUACUGGUUACAAUACAAAAAAAGGACGUCAAUUCAAAACACAUCUCUAGCUAUCAUCAGGCUUUCCCAUGUUAUCAAUAUCACCGGUCUCAGAAUUCAUUUCACCAAACCAAAUCCAAGUUUGGUAUUUCUCAAAAAGAUAUUCUCAAACAACACGUUCAAAACAGUUUGGAACAAAAUCACAUUGUAUGGAAUUGAAUUCAAUUCAGAGAUCGUCAACUUCUUUUUGAAUAUGGCGGAUCGUCGUAAAGAGUUUCAAAUUUUCAACUCUGACAUGCCAUUGGAUUUCAAGCAUAAGAAUGCUUUCAAAUUUGGAACCACUGAUUACGGUGAUGCACGAUGGGUCACUUUGAGUGACAUGUUUCAAAUCAGAGGUGUAGAAAAUGUGUCAUUGGGAAGGACUACACUUACUUCUAUUAAUGUGAGACACUUCAUUGCCCGUUUUAUUAGUUCGGCAGACGAUAUGUUCAAAUGGAUGCAGAUUAGAGCGAUGGAAACUAUUCAGUUGGAAGGACUAUUCAACAAUUUGGUUGUGUUGGAGCGUCAUGCCGACUCUCCCAACAUUGGAUAUUUCACACUUGCCAUGUCCUCUUCACGAAUCUACAAGCUGUUAUUUAUUCAUCAUAAUAUAGAUUCUGUGACACUAUCUGCAUGGAAACCUUCUGAGGUAGUGAAAUAUGGAAAUACCAAGAAAGAGGUCAAAAAGGUUUAUGUCAUCAUGAAACUGUUGAAGAGGAAGAAAACAUUGGAAAAGAAAUUUGAAGAAUCAAGAGAUGCAACUAAAUGGAGAGAUUUGAGCAAUCGAAUUCAGAAAUUGAAAAGAAGGAUUCAUGAGUUGGGAGUGGUUUAUCGAGAUGGAAGAGCCACUAUUUAA
Messenger RNA from Caenorhabditis remanei, 1194 nucleotides. RefSeq lists its product as uncharacterized. NCBI's taxonomy places the organism in Eukaryota, Metazoa, Nematoda, Chromadorea, Rhabditida, Rhabditidae. Bases 1 to 1194 code for a protein of 397 amino acids. The record is from RefSeq and is a predicted model, not a curated record. Gene Ontology annotation, molecular function: protein binding. The transcript has 5 exons.